Molecule: messenger RNA, 777 nt
Organism: Ostreococcus tauri
Lineage: Eukaryota; Viridiplantae; Chlorophyta; Mamiellophyceae; Mamiellales; Bathycoccaceae
Product: Ribosomal protein S3Ae
Exons: 3
Coding region: 1-777 (258 amino acids)
Biological process (GO): translation
Cellular component (GO): ribosome; cytosol
Molecular function (GO): structural constituent of ribosome
Source: RefSeq, a predicted model, not a curated record
AUGGCGCAGGGCAAGAACAAGCGCAUGUCCAAGGGCAAGAAGGGCGGCAAGAAGAAGGCCGUCGACCCGUUCACGAAGAAGGACUGGUAUGACAUCAAGGCGCCGAGCAUGUUCUCCGUCAGAAACAUCGGCAAGACGCUCGUGACGCGGACGCAAGGAACCAAGAUCGCGUCCGACGGAUUGAAGGGUCGCAUCUUCGAGAUCUCGCUCGCCGAUUUGAACAACGACGAAGAUCAAUCUUUCCGCAAGAUGAAGCUCAAGUGCGAAGACGUGCAAGGCAAGAAUGUCUUGACCAACUUUGCCGGCAUGGACUUCACCACGGAUAAGAUCCGCUCGCUCGUUCGCAAGUGGUUCUCCCUCAUCGAGUGCUUCGUCGACGUCAAGACGACGGAUGGCUACUCCUUGAGAGUGUUCUGCAUCGGUUUCACCAAGCGCCGCAUCGACCAAGCCAAGCGCACGUGCUACGCGCAGAGCGCGCAAAUUCGUCGCAUUCGCGCCAAGAUGGUUGAAAUCAUCACCCGUGAGUGCACGACGUGCGACUUGAAGGAACUCGUCCUCAAGUUCAUCCCGGAGGUCAUUGGCAAGGAGAUUGAAAAGUCUUGCUCGGGCAUUUACCCGCUUCAAAACGUGUACAUUCGCAAGGUCAAGGUUCUCAAGGCGCCGAAGUUUGACCUCACCAAGCUCAUGGAAGUGCACGGUGACUACAGCAACGAAGCCGUCGGCCAACCGGUUGAACGCCCGGCCGAGGAGAAGAAGGAGGAGGCGACCGAGGCGUAA